Molecule: messenger RNA, 2384 nt
Organism: Cucurbita pepo subsp. pepo (vegetable marrow)
Lineage: Eukaryota; Viridiplantae; Streptophyta; Magnoliopsida; Cucurbitales; Cucurbitaceae
Source: RefSeq, a predicted model, not a curated record
CCCCUUUGGUUCCGGGACAAAAUACCGAUGCAAAAUUAUUGUUUUGUGAAAAAGGGCCUUCCUUUAUUAUACCCCUUUGACCCUUCUUCUUUUCUCUCAUCCCCCUUUUCCACUGUCACGCACACCACCAAAACCAAACCAAACCCAACCCCAACCCCCUUUCCCCUUCAUUUUAGUUUUCAGGUCAUGAUUCGAAGGCAGGAGUGUUCUUCAUAUUGUGUGCUGCUCGAUGAAUUUUCUCAAAUCUGAUUUGCUUUAAUCCAACUCUUUCUUACCUCUAAUGGCCCCAAAAACGGCUUCCAAGCCUUCUGCAACUGAUCCAAAGUCCUUAACUGAGCCAGUUAUCUCUGGAGAUGUAUUGAACUCCACGCAGAGAUCCUUGAAUCAGUGUACUUUGAGUGAUUCAUCAAGCACCAAAGAGAUCACAUUGACCCAGCGAGAUCCUGCGCUUACCGGGACUCGGGGUGUAGCAGAGGACUCUGUGGAACCUGAAAAGAAGACAUCAGAAUGUGAGAGUGGGAAGGAUACAAACAGUGUUGCUAAGAGCAGUGGAAGUGGUAAGAUUAGUAACUGUGUGGAGAUGGUUGAGAGUGGGAAGAGCAGCGUGUGUCGGGGUAGCACGAGCAGCGAUAUCAGCGAUGAAAGCAGCUGUAGCAGCUUUAGUAGUAGCAUCAGUAAGCCUCACAAGUCGAAUGACUUGAGAUGGGAGGCCAUCCAAGCUGUCCGUGUAAGGGAUGGGAUUUUGGGAUUAGGCCAUUUUAGACUGUUGAAGAGACUAGGUUGUGGCGAUAUCGGAAGCGUCUACUUGUCGGAGUUGAGCGGUACUAAAUGUUACUUUGCAAUGAAGGUCAUGGAUAAAGGGUCUCUAGCGAGUCGAAAGAAGUUGCUUCGUGCUCAGACCGAACGAGAAAUACUGCAAUCUCUUGAUCAUCCAUUCCUGCCUACAUUGUAUACUCAUUUCGAAACUGAUAAGUUCUCAUGCUUGGUGAUGGAGUUCUGCCCUGGGGGAGACUUGCACACUCUAAGGCAGAGACAGCCCGGGAAGCAUUUUCCCGAACAGGCCGUGAAAUUUUAUGUAGCAGAGGUCCUCCUAGCACUUGAGUAUCUUCACAUGCUCGGGAUCGUAUACCGGGACCUCAAGCCCGAGAAUGUUCUCGUGAGGGAGGAUGGACACAUAAUGCUUUCAGAUUUUGAUCUUUCCUUAAGAUGUGCUGUUAGUCCAACCUUGGUUAAGGGCUCGUGUUCGGAGUCCGAGGCGUUGAGAAAGAAUUCAGUUUAUUGUGCUCAACCGGCUUGUAUCCAACCUUCCUGCAUUCAGCCAUCCUGUGUAGUUCCCACCAUGUGCUUCUCUCCCAGGCUUUUCUCUAGCAAGUCAAAGAAGGAUAGGAAACCCAAGAUUGAAAUAGGAAACCAGGUAACGCCAUUGCCAGAGCUCGUUGCAGAGCCUACGGAGGCAAGGUCAAUGUCGUUCGUUGGUACACACGAGUACUUGGCGCCCGAGAUCAUUAAAGGCGAAGGUCAUGGAAGUGCUGUUGACUGGUGGACAUUUGGGAUCUUUCUAUAUGAACUGUUGUUUGGUAAAACUCCUUUUAAGGGAUCUGGGAAUCGAGCGACGUUGUUCAACGUCGUCGGUCAGCCUUUACGGUUCCCUGAAUCACCAGUUGUUAGUUUCGCUGCGAGAGAUCUCAUCAGGGGAUUGCUUGUCAAGGAACCACAGCAUAGAUUAGCUUACAAACGAGGAGCAACUGAGAUCAAACAACACCCCUUCUUUGAAGGUGUCAACUGGGCAUUGAUACGAUGCGCUUCGCCACCGGAAGUACCAAAGCCUGUCGAGAUCGAGCGGAUACCCUCACCAACACCUCCAGUCAGUGGAAAAACUGUAAUGGCUAGACCUGGCCCUGACUCCAAAUCAUCUGAUAAUUAUCUGGAGUUUGAUUUCUUUUAGUAACGAGACAAUACUUGUUCUUGCCUGUCAACAAUUUCAAUUUUCAGUUUGCAGAAGUAAUGGUUUGUACUUUUUGUCAUCUAAAGCUUGAGAAUAGUUCACAUAAGGUCAGUGGAUCAGAAGAAGAUUGGGAUUUAACCACCAAAACACCUCCAAGAUACGAAUUCACUGCGGCGAUGUUCUUUCUUCAUGAUCUUGAAAUUUGUAGAACAAGAAGAAGAACAAGAAGAUGAUGAUGAUGAAGAUGAAUCAAUCACUUGGCAGGUGGAUUCCUUUCCUUCUUCUUCACAUAUGAUUUUCACAUCACAAAAUUCUUCUGCAUUUUUCAGUAUUUGUUUGGCUAUUCCUUCUCUCUUCGAUCUCCAUUUUCUUGUAUGAUCCAGAAUUCACAAACUCUCAGCACAGAGAUUAAGAACAUUUGAACAUUUAGGUUUUGAAA